CAGUCCAAAAUCAGCGUCUUAACUCAGCGCUCAUUUAAUUCAUCGUUGAGUGAACAUUGAAAACCGCCAACAGUUUAACUCAGCGGGGCAUUCACUUGUUAUAUACACACACACACACAUACAAGAGACUUUUUUCCUUUUCUACUUCUACUUCUUCUUCUUCGUUUUCCAUCGGGUUCUUCGCGUCCUUCUGGGCUCCCAUGUUGACGAUGAUGAUGGUGGUUAUUCUUCUUCCAUGGGCUGUUGCCUAUCGUCAGUUGGUUCGGAACCGUUCGUAAAACACAAGGUGCGUUUGGUACAUACGGUUCGUUAAUUUUAUAACAGUGUGAAUAAGGUGUUGUGACCAGAAAAAUUGUUAAUUUAUUAUGUGUUGUGAUAUGUGAUAACUGUGAUUUUAAGUGGGUGUUUUUAAAGGAUUUUAUAAUGACCAAACGGAUGCGAGGAAUGUGAUAAGAUAGAAUGUCGAAUGGCCCCACCCCGGCAAUAUGAGCUCCCCAAUAGGGGAGCCGGGGGCGGCGGUCCGUGCCGCCGCUACGAUCGGCGACUGCGCCACCUUAGGUCGCCUCUUGCCCGUGAGAGGACCGGCGCGAUUCACGCGAGACACGCAAGGGCGCACCGCCAUUCAUUUGGCGGCGGCCAAUGGACGCGCGCAGGCGCUGCGUAUGCUAUUGGCCAUCGCUGCUGCGCAGGAAGUAGACGCACGCGAUGGCGCAGGCUGUACUGCUUUACAUAGGGCGGCGGCCGAUGGACACGAGGAGGUUAUAAGGGCGCUCUUAGCUAAGGGCGCCAGGGUGGAUACUGUCGAUACUAUGCAUUGCAAUACGGCUUUACAUGAAUGCGCGUGGAAGGGUCACAGUCGUACCGUAAGGUUGUUGUGCGCAGCGGGAGCCCCUUUGGGUGCGGCAAAUGCAGGCGGCUUCGCACCCCUUCAUCUGGCUUGUCAAAAUGGGCACAACCAGUCGUGUCGCGAGCUACUAUUGGCUGGGGCGGAUCCGGAUCUGCGCAAUGGUUAUGGAGAUACAGCUUUACAUACCGCCGCACGAUACGGACACGCUGGCGUCACUAGGAUUUUAAUAUCCGCCAAGUGUAAAGUAUCGGAAAGAAAUAAAAAUGGAGAUACUGCCCUGCAUAUAUCAGCUGCCAUGGGUAGAAGAAAACUGACCAGGAUAUUACUGGAAGCGGGAUGUGAUAAAGGGAUCAGAAAUAAACAGGGAGAAACGGCCAGGGAUAUAGCGCUCAGGAAAGAAUUGGGAGAAAUCCUGGAUAUUCUGGAUGAAACGGGCGGAAGAGAGGGGAGAAGGAGCAAGAAAGAAAAAGGAAGUAAAAGACGGUCCAAAAGCAAAGUGCGCUUCGAGGGAAAACCGGGCAAAGAUGUAGUGGAUAUUUCCAUAGUAGAAUCCACAACCCCCACUAAACCACCUCCCACCAGCGGCAGCGGGAACAACAAUAAAUGGUCCCCUUAUGGUUGCCACUACUAUCCAGACCCGGAGGCAUUUCCAUCCCCAAAUUUGGACUCUUUACCUCCAGAACCCUUAAAAAAAGGUGAACAAUAUUACCUGGACUUGGCAGGGAACAUCUGUAAAGGUCCAGUAGGCGUGGGCUACACGUGCUACUGCGCUCCCUUGUUUCGACAUUUGGAAGCGAAAAUCGAACGGGACAAGCGGGAAUUACAAAGGGCGCAAGUGCGUUUAGGGCAAAAAGUGGCUGGAUUGGAGCAAAGGAUUUGUAGGGGUGCACAUGCCAGACGCUCCGAGAGAACGCCUAACCUUCAUAAGGAGCAGGAGCCUCAGUUGUCUAGGUCCAGGAGCUUAGAGAUGCUUGAUAAGGCUGAAAAGUCACAUUUACAAGCUACCAGAAGUAUGGACGAACUAGAUGAUACUGAGGAAGUUAAUCCCCAAGGCCCACGACCCUCGGUCAAAGAAUUAGUGGCUAGAAUUCAGCAACAGCACCAACAUAGCGCCCAUAACGAUGGAAACAAUAGCGAAAGUAGCGACGAUGAAGACGGACCUCUUAGGAUGCCUUCGAGAAAAGGUCCCAUGGGGGAUUCUAAUUUGGUCCCAGUUCCCUUGGGGCAACCACCAGGAGCAAUCAGACUGGGCCACUACGAAAACGUACCGAACGAAGUGACCAAUCCAAGAAGCAGAAGCGGAGUCUACAGUCCGGCUACUGUGGAGCAAACGAUGGUCGACUCAGCAAGUCGUUACAUCGAGCCCAUAGUUAAUAUCCAAGAACCUACAGAUGUGAGAUAUCCGAACUCAUACAAAGCGUACCCCAGCCAACUACAUGCUCAGCCCAGUACAAGCAAAUAUGAUCCUAUUAAUCCCUAUCAGCCGGAAAUGCGUUACAAUGACCCGGCGUACCACGCCCAUUACUACGAGGACGAGCUGCCGAACCCCAAUAAAUUCUACGAGCAUUCGAUGAGCGCCCGCCUAGCGAAGCUGCGAGUUCUGGAAAGUUCCAAGGGUUAUCCAGAGUCAAAAAACCCCAUUGAGGGUUCUUCCAGGAUGCUAGAUCCAAAUUUCGGGGACACUAGGGUCCUGGAGAACCCCCAUGACACGAUUGAUAGAGACACGAAUAACGAUUCUGGAUAUAGCACAAAGGUUUACGGGAGUUCUAAGGGAAACUCGCCGAGUUUAAGCGGGCAGGGCGAGUUGCUUGGGGCGAGCAGUUUAGUGUAGCACAAGUACAAAUAAUAAUAAAAAUUUAUUUUUUUGUAGAGCAAUUGAUGGACGGACUAAAUAAAUGUUUUUUCCUUUUCUAUUAACCGUAAUUUAUGAUUAAUUUAUUGUCUAUGAAUGGUACAUGAUGUCUGACCGAAUCAUUCUAUUUUUACAAUAACCUACUAGCUGUAUAUAUAAAGAAGUUUCCUAAGGUAUUUAUGUAUGUAUAAAGACUAUAUUGUGUACAUUUUGAGAAUUGUGACAUAAUUUGUAUAUUAGAGAAAAUAAAGUAUAUUUUAUCAUAAA
Molecule: messenger RNA, 2966 nt
Organism: Anthonomus grandis grandis
Lineage: Eukaryota; Metazoa; Arthropoda; Insecta; Coleoptera; Curculionidae
Gene: dgo
Product: ankyrin repeat domain-containing protein 6
Exons: 9
Coding region: 486-2678 (730 amino acids)
Molecular function (GO): protein binding
Source: RefSeq, a predicted model, not a curated record